Zingiber officinale is the source of this 720-nucleotide messenger RNA. RefSeq names its product IgA receptor-like. The record is from RefSeq and is a predicted model, not a curated record. Lineage: Eukaryota; Viridiplantae; Streptophyta; Magnoliopsida; Zingiberales; Zingiberaceae. Bases 1 to 720 code for a protein of 239 amino acids. The transcript is spliced from 3 exons.
AUGGACAACAACGAAGGUUUUUCGGUAUUAGACGCUCCACCGCCAGCUUCGCCGUCUACCUCGCCGCCUUCCCUUUUUGAAGAAACAGUGAAAAAUCUACAAUAUGAAUCUGCAAUGAUAUGUAAAGAUGAGCAAGUGAUUCAAGCUGGAUGCAUCGUUAAACUUGAUAAGAAGGUGCUCGAAGGUAAGCGGAUAAUAGAAGAUGAACGAAAUCUUAAACAGGAAGCUGACAAGCGGGCACGCAAAGAUGAUAAGAGGGCAAUCGAAGCUGACAAGCGGGUACAAGAAGCUGAACGUAGGCAUAAACUCGAACUCAAAGUUGAACAGAAAAAACUAAAAGCUGAGAAGCUGAUACUUGAAUCUGAACGGAAGCUAAAACUAAAAGCUAAACAUCAGAUAAAACUUCAAGCUAAAGAAGUGGAACUCGAAGCUGAAAAGAAGGUGCGCAAAGAUGAGCAGGUAAUUCAAGCUGAACGUAUGGUUAAACUUGAUAAGAAAGUGCUUGAAGGUAAGUGGAUAAUAGAAGCUGAACGAAAUCUUAAAUGGGAAUAUGACAAGCAGGCACGCAUAGCUGACAAGCGGGUAAUCGAAGCUGACAAGAGGGUACAAGAAGCGGAAUGUAGGCAUAAACUCAAACUUGAAGCUGAACGUAAAAAACUGAAAGCUGAGAAGCGGCUACAUGAAACUGAACGGAAGAUGAAACUAAAAGCUGAGCAUUAG